UACUACAAUUUAUACAAGACUCGCAGUCACACACACUCUCUCUCACACACACGCACAUCAGAAGUUCUAUCCAUUUUCCGAUCAAUCCAAUCAAGUUUCCCCUUAAGGUUUCGACGACAAGUUCAGAUCAAUUCCACAUACUACUUCCCAGUUGAAAUUCAGAUCCAAGUUCGCGUUCUCUCAAUCAUAAGCAUGCCGUAAAUUCUUCGUGUUACUUUGAUCGAACGCUCCGCACACAGUUGGAUUGCGUGAAAGCAUCCAAAAAAGGGAGAUUCGUGAAUCUAAGAGCAUCGGAUAAUGCAUCCGGUGCUUUCAAUCUACUUUCUAUCGCUCACGCGCCCGCAUAUGACGUCGUACUACGAUGGCUCGUCUUUUCAUCGCCGGAAACAUCUUCAGAAAAGUGAUCGACGCGGUAAUCUUAGCAGUUAACGUUUUCUCCGCAAGAUCUUAGCUUAAUUUUUCGCGAAGGUUUCAGUUUCGAACGUUUUCGUGCUGUUUGUCGGUUCCGACGUGAUAUUGUUAGUGUGUCUCGAUACUAUCAGUGAACCAGUGGUGGAUCUAAUAUUGUUGGCAAUCUAGCUGUCUCGAUUUGACGAUCUUCUGUUCUUCCUGUGGAUCGGAUCUCGUUUUGGAGAUAUUAACUAUUGAGGAUUCUCGACGGGUGUUGGACCGAUAUAAGCUCUUCUAUUCAACCUCAGUUGUGGAUGGAAGGUUCUGUUCCUAGUGAUACACUGGCUUCCCAAGAAUCAAGCAGCAACAGUGAGCCUGUGACGACUCCUAGUAUCCAAAUUCAAUACGGAUCAGGAGAUCUUUCUAUGAAUGAUCUGAAAAUGUGCUUGAAUGAAUUUAUAAGUGUUGAAGACGUUGGAAUAUCAACUAGUGGCUUAUCGGCUGGAAGCAAUAUCAAAUGUGAUUUUGUGGUGGAAGAUGACUGCAACUACUCAAACAAAUCGGGCGACAAUCUUCCUGAGUCCACGUCUUCUGCUACUCGUUCCAAGCUUGCAUCUGCCAUGAAAGGUAGCCGUGAAAAGCAGGGUAUACCGCCUAAGAAGCUGUCCGUCACUUGGGCCCCUGAUGUAUACGAUCCAAUUCCAACAUCGGUAUCUCAUGUACCAUCAAGCAGGAAUCAAUACCUCCGCAAUAAUGGCAGGAAAUAUGGGAAGAACAAACAGAAAGGAGGUGGAAAAUCCUCGAGAGGGGGCAAAGGCAAAGACAAGAAGCAAGCUCGGAAGAAUGGCGGCACCACCAGUAAAUUCAAGUCUGUACAUGAUGACAGUGUGGCUAGCUUCUCUGAGCCUGAGGCAGGCAUCAUUGAUUUCGACGUUGUCGGCACAGAUCCAUUCUGUGGAAGUAGCUUUCUCAAGGAAUCGGUCCAGAAAUUGCACUUCCCCGUUGCGGAGGCUACACGAUGACGUGCAUUCAUGGGCUUGCCUUGCAUGUUUUCUCCCUCCAAUGUAAACAAAUAAGUAGUCGUUAAGAGUUUGGAUUUUUGAGAAAGGGAACGAAUUGUGUUUGUGGGACACUAUAGUAUUCUGAAGUUUGGUGCCGAAUCUGCACUUCGUGCAUACAUGUAUAGCAAAUCUACACCUAUCAUCCAAGAGAUUUAUUUUAUGUAA
This is a messenger RNA of Salvia miltiorrhiza (redroot sage), 1616 nucleotides long. RefSeq lists its product as uncharacterized. Lineage: Eukaryota; Viridiplantae; Streptophyta; Magnoliopsida; Lamiales; Lamiaceae. The transcript is spliced from 3 exons. The coding region runs from base 705 to 1412 and encodes 235 amino acids. The record is from RefSeq and is a predicted model, not a curated record.